Messenger RNA from Caenorhabditis remanei, 1092 nucleotides. RefSeq lists its product as uncharacterized. Gene Ontology annotation, cellular component: membrane. NCBI's taxonomy places the organism in Eukaryota, Metazoa, Nematoda, Chromadorea, Rhabditida, Rhabditidae. The transcript has 7 exons. Bases 1 to 1092 code for a protein of 363 amino acids. The record is from RefSeq and is a predicted model, not a curated record. Gene Ontology annotation, molecular function: G protein-coupled peptide receptor activity.
AUGGAUGGUAGCAGUCCUAGCAAUCUGCAAUUGUUCUUCAGUAAUCUGGUUACGGUAGUCGGCGCCUAUGAAUACAUUUUCGCUACAAUUGACUUACUUGUAAACAGUUUUCACGUGUAUAUUUUAUCGAGAAGACAGAUGAGAACCUCCUCAAUGAAUUCAAUCCUACUGGGUAUUGCAUUGGCAGAUAUGAUAUUCCCUCUGGUAGCUAUCAAAAAGAAAGUGAGAAUAUGGAUCAUCGGUUCAAAUGAAUGUACCGCUCCAGAAAGUAUGCUCGAAAUGAAUUUCGACUGGUUACUGUACACUCUACGUGACGACUUCAGAAGGUGUUCUACAUGGCUUGGACUUAUGUUGGCAGGUGUCCGAACGAUUGCUGUCAGGAAUUCAAUGAAUCAGAGUUUCAACUACAUAUCUCAACCGUCAUUUGGCUGGAAAAUCAAUCUCUCUGUUGCGGGCUUCAGUUCUUUCUUUUCAAUAUUCUACUAUUUUCGAUUUCAAGUCGUUGAAACGGGUACUUUCUGGACACCACCUGUCAGUUGUUCCGAGUACGAAUUGGGAUAUGCUGUUCCCAAUUUGACUUUCCGAGAACGAGAUCUCUAUAAAGCCGCAAACGGAUUACUUCGGAAGAUCAAUUUAUUGGUUGUGGGUGGACUGGCGAAGUUUCUACCUUGUAUAUUAUUUCCGGCACUAACAAUUGUACUGAUAAGAGAGUUGAGGAAAGCGAGAAAAGUAAGGGAAGCAGCAAAAAAGGAAGUGAAUGCGGGAAAACGAAAAGAACUAACUACUCGACUUGUUAUCUAUAUGACAAUAUCCUUCUUUGCUAUAGAAUUCCCAAUUGGAAUAUGCUUCUGGGUGGAGGCGGCGUCCAGCGCUUAUAACGAAGGAAACGUUACUACCAGCAUAAUUCAACUCCUCAACAUGAUCUACGUGGUCAUGACUCUCACCCAUUUUUCAAUUUGUUUCUUCAUGUCUUCCCAGUAUCGUAAGACGGUUAAAAUGCUUUUCACAAGAGGAAUCUCUAUGAAAAACCAAACGAUGUCAGUGGUCAGUGUCAUCCAGAAUGCCAGGUCUGGGAACAGUUCAAAUAUGUGA